AUAGUUGACAGAUCUUCAGAAAUGUCUUGCCACGAGUCAGACGGGUGUGACCGUUCUCCCUUCACCAGUGGAGACGCGGGGAUGGACGGCACCUGUUCCAGCAGCUGGGCGGUGGGUCCCACCGUGCCGAGUGACUCUCCUCAUCUGUAUGAUAGUUCUGUCUCAUCUGUGGACCGGCCCAAGGAGCAAGUGCUCAGCAAUGAUGACGGCAUUGAGUUGCCGCAGAAGGUCCUCUUCACUCCAGACCGCCUCAAUCUGGAUUGGACCCAGGUUCACCCUAUCGGUGCCGGACUAAAGAACAUGGGGAACACAUGCUUCCUCAACUCAGUGCUGCAGUGUCUCACCUACACGCCUCCAUUUGCUAACUUCUUGCUGACCGGCGAGCACUCUAAAACAUGUGACGUUCCGGGGUUCUGUAUGAUGUGUUCCAUGGAAAACCACAUCAUUGAGGUCUUUUCCAAAUCUGGGAAAGUCAUCAAGACCGUUAGUGUGGUUAAUGAGCUCCACUGGAUAGCACCGCACUUCGACAUUGGAAGUCAAGAGGAUGCCCAUGAAUUCCUGCGGUGCACAAUGGAGGCUUUGCAAAAGUCCUGCUUACCUGGAACCAAAUUGGACAGGGAGACAGAGUCCACUUCUUUCAUCCAUCAAGUAUUUGGCGGGUACCUAAGGUCCAGAGUUCAAUGCUUAAACUGCAACGCAGUUUCGGAUACAUUUGAUCCAUUUGUAGAUAUCAAUCUGGAAAUUAAGCCGGCUUCAGGCGUCUCAAAGGCUCUGGAGGAGUUUGUUAAGCUAGAGCUGCUUGAAGGCGACAACGCCUACAAGUGCGCCGAGUGCAAUAAAAUGGUCACAGCCGCGAAGGGAUUUAGCAUCCACCGCAACCCCAAUGUGCUAACCCUCUUACUCAAACGCUAUGCAGACAACAGAGGACGCAAAAUUAAAGAGAAAGUAAAAUAUCCAGAGUACCUGGACAUGCGGCCGUUCAUGUCGCAGACUCAAGGAGAGGCCCAACUCUACAGCCUGUAUGCGGUGAUUGUCCACUCUGGAUACAGCAGUCGCGCUGGACACUACUUCUGCUAUGUUAAGUCGAGCGAGGGUGAUUGGCAUGAGAUAAACGACGCCUCUGUGUCCGUCAGUGACAUCACCACUGUUCUGAACCAGCAGGCCUAUGUCCUGUUCUACAUAAACCAGCCUUCCUCUGCCAGCAUCUCCUCCUACACCUCUCUACCCCCCCCACAGUCUACCUCAGACGUCCACACUCCAGAUAAUGGAGCAUCGCUCCUGGUGCUGCACGGCCAGGAGGCUUCUGAGGAAUCAGACCAGGAGAACUGUGGUGCUCUGGAUAAUGGCUGCUUAGCCAAGUUUCACCUUAACAGAAACAACGGAACAGGAGGCGUCUUUGAGAAAUCUCCUCAAGCCACAUACAGAGAGUCAGAAAUGCACCAUCCCAACCCAGCGACCUUACUUACCCCGGCAGACCGCUCCGAGAAAACCACAUCGACACUACAGAGACUGGGACUCUGA
Molecule: messenger RNA, 1521 nt
Organism: Pleuronectes platessa (European plaice)
Lineage: Eukaryota; Metazoa; Chordata; Actinopteri; Pleuronectiformes; Pleuronectidae
Product: ubiquitin carboxyl-terminal hydrolase 42-like
Exons: 12
Biological process (GO): regulation of apoptotic process; protein deubiquitination
Cellular component (GO): cytosol; nucleus
Molecular function (GO): cysteine-type endopeptidase activity; cysteine-type deubiquitinase activity
Source: RefSeq, a predicted model, not a curated record